AAUGAAAGAGAAAAUCAUACCUGUUUGCUCUAUUGUGUCUGUGGCUCUAUUGUACCUCGUCUGUUGUCAUUUUUGUUUUGUCAACUUCUCGGCACGUUCUCUGUGAAGUAGGCUACGGGAGUUUUGUAACUUUUUCUGGAAUCUAUCUAUUUUGGAUUCCAAAAAUAGAAAAGUGCAUUGGGACUUUUGAUUCAUAUACUAACGCAAAUCUGGUUGAAUCAACAUUUUUCAAAGUAAUUUCAACUAAAAAAAUCUAUGUUAUGACUUUGAAUCUAGGUGGAAAACUGAUUGGAUUUGCAAAAAGUCAUCAAUGUAAGGAAAUUUCGUUUAUUAUUAUUUUUAUCAAACCCAAAUCCAAUUACAUGGUGACAUUUUUGGUUGAUUUCACAUUGAAUUCACGUUAGUGGACAACUCAACCAAAUGUGACGUUGGCGUUGAACUGACAUCUGUGCUCAGUGGGAUACAACACUUGCCCUGUUGCUAUUGGUGUAAAGGCAAGCUGCCAAUCAUGCAUUCGCUUGGCUCUUUUCAAGGCACCCGCGCUGUACCUGACUGUCACGUUGUUUAGGACAGAGCGCUUUAAGCUGUCCACCAAUAGUGAACUUGUGUCACCAAGGCAUUUAUAAUCCAUAUCCAGCAUUUGUUCACGCACAACUGGGUCGGUAUGGAAGAGGCAGACCUGGUCAAGGAGCGGCUCCAAGCCAUAACGGAUAAGAGGAAAGUCCAAGAGGACAUUGCUCAUAAAAAGAUGGAGAUUGACAAGGAGAAAUUAAAGCUUCAGCACUUAAAGAAAAAGUCCUUGAGAGAGCAAUGGCUCAUGGAUGGAGCAGCCAUCCAGAGCCCACAACAGAGAGAGACUUUGAGGGGAGAUCAACAACAAACUAAGUUCCUCCAGACCAGCAUCCACAGGAUUGAGAAAGAGAUUGAGGCUAUGGAGAGGGAAGAGACGAUGAUAUCAAAAAACGAGGGCUUCAUACUGAAGAGACUGAAGGCUAUUGAGAAAACCCCUGAGGAGAUAAUAAAGGAGGCAAAUGAGAAUUUCAAAGAAGCUAGUCUAGAUGUCCCAAAGUUCUACAAGCCUCAAAUUUCAAGGAAGCAGUCCUUUAAAUUUAAUAAGGACACACCCAAACAAACCAUGUUUGCAAUGGAGAUCAACGUCCAGAAGGACCUCCGUACCGGGGAGAGCCGGGUCCUGUCUACAUCCACCGUCAACCCCCAGGAGCUCCAGCAGAGAGGGGUUAAAGUCUACGACGACGGCCGUAAGUCCGUCUAUGCCCUGCAGUCUGAUGGGUCUCACCUGGGGAAUGGAGUGGAUGAGCUCAGCCCUAUAGAGGUGGAGGAGCUACUGCGAGCAGCCACAGAACAGAAGAAGUCUCAGAGAGGACCUCGGGGCCACCAGGGCCAUCAGGAAUCAGCACCUGCAUUCUCCCCCAACUAUAGCCCUCGGGGCCACCAGGAACCAGUGCCUGUAAUUUCCCCCAACUGUGGCCCUCUGGGCCACCAGGAACCAGUGCCUGCAUUCUCCCCCAACUGUGGCCCUCGUGGCCACCAGGAAGCAGUGCCUGCAUUCUCCCCCAACUAUAGCCCUCGGGGCCACCAGGAACCAGUGCCUGCAUUCUCCCCAAACUGUGGGCCUCGUGGCCACCAGGAACCAGUGCCUGCAUUCUCCCCCAACUGUGGCCCUCGUGGCCACCAGGAAGCAGUGCCUGUAUUCUCCACCCCCUGUGGCCCUUUGGUCCACCAGGAACCAGUGCCUGCAUUCUCCACCCCCUGUGACCUUCGGAGCCACCAGGAGCUCAGCCCUAUGGAGGUGGAGAAGCUGCUCCGAAAGGCUAUAGUACAGAAGAUGCCUCAAAGCGGAGCUUUCUCACAGGACCAUCAGGUUCACCAGAAAUCAGUGCCUGCAUUCUCCACCACCUCCGGCAGGAGUGCCUCAGCCUCUAACAGGCCCCAACAGAGUCAUGCUAAAGUCCUCCAAGGAACCAAUGGGAAUGGGUAUCAGCAGGAGUUGUAUGAGCAUGACGUCCUCUCCAGGAAGGAGCUCCACUACAUUGAUGGAGUCCACUACUCAGGGCCGGAGAGUCUCUCCUCCUCCCCUCACAUUCCAGUCCCCUCUUUCAUCUGCAGGAAGGACGAGGAGUACUACCAGCCAACCAACGGGUACAACCAGAACCCUUUCUCCUAUGGCGGGGAGUUUCACCCCACCCACAACUCCUACCAUAGCCCUAGAGAGAGCCAGCAAGGCGGGAUGUUUUACAACUCGUUGGCUAAAAAGGACCAGAAAUCAUCUCCGAUCUACCAGGAAGACUUGCACUUCAGUAUCCUGAACGCCAUAGACACAUCUGAGCCUAUCACUGCGAUCUUUAUGGGCUACCAAACCGCCAAGGAUGACAGUGGACGUGGUCUGGGCUACGAAGGGUCCAUCCGGGCUGAGCUUGUCGUCAUUGGCGAUGAGGAUGGGGUGGACGAGAGUAACCCUCAGCUUAACACCUACAACCGGGAUGGAUGCAACAACUGGGGUUAUCAUCACUCUCAACCUCAACAGAAAUUAAUACAGUACAUGGCAGAGCCCACCGCUAAUAUUAACGCUAACAAUGCGUCACCGUACACAGCGUCAAAGAAGUUGGUCUACCCUGGUCAACAGGCCAAAGAGGCAUGCUACCCAUAUUCAGACGGACAGAUGGACGGGACAGAGAAGCACCCAGCCCCAGGUAUCUUAAAGAUUCAAAAGAUUCAAAAGAGAAAGAAGCCAUGCUGUAUGCUCAUGUAACCAACCUGCAACUGUUGACACUAGCUACCUAACAUCACUUCCUUUGCUUUGACUGACAGCACUUUUGAGGUUUCUCAUUGGCUGGCUAGUGUGUUGAACUGUAUGCUGUAUGCUGGCUUCUCUGUUGCAUCAGUUUGUUCUUGUCUUAAUCAUUGUAACACAUACUGACCUGAAACUCUCAUUCUAAUCACACUCUGUCACUGUUUACAUACAUAGUGAUGUUGUGUAUCCAUACCAGAGCUUGUUUUGAUACUUGAAGUCAAACUCUGCCUCUCUCUAGUGGCUGGAAGACAGUAAUGCUGUAACUUUGGUUUCCGACAGGAGGCCAAAAUGUGCUUGACUGCUUGUAUAAUAUGUCAAAUAUUAUUGGAUAUUUUUUAUGUUUCUACUUUUGGAUAACAAAGCUAGAAUGAACUUUUUUACUGACAUAUUAUAAAUAACUGGUCUGAAGGUACAGUGCAAAUCAAAUGUACACUGAUUAAAUCAUUGUGUUGCACUAACUUAAUAUUUAUUAUUUUGCAUGUGUUUUUAGAAUCUCUUUUCCACAUUGCAAUGUUCUUAUGCCAUGUCUGUACUCUGUAUACUUACAGUAAUAUGCAUGAUUGCUUGCCCAGUAACUUAAACAGUAAUUAACUCAUUAUUGACUGCCUUAAUCCUCUUGUGUAACAAUGAUCUGUUUGAGUGUGUGUGUGUGUGUGUUGUGUGUGUGUGUGUGUGUGUGUGUGUGUGUGUGUGUGUGUGUGUGUGUGUGUGUGUGUGUGUGUGUGUGUGUGAGAGAGAGAGGUUACGCUUUUUGAAAUAAACAUGUAACAAUAUGAACGGAGUAUACAAAACAUUAAGAACAAUUGAUCUUUCCAUGACAUAGUCUGUCCAGGUGAAUCCAGGUAAAAGAUAUGAUCCCUUAUUGAUGUCACUU
This is a messenger RNA of Oncorhynchus tshawytscha (Chinook salmon), 3686 nucleotides long. RefSeq names its product palmdelphin a (gene palmda). Gene Ontology annotation, cellular component: membrane; cytoplasm. Gene Ontology annotation, biological process: regulation of cell shape. The record is from RefSeq and is a predicted model, not a curated record. Lineage: Eukaryota; Metazoa; Chordata; Actinopteri; Salmoniformes; Salmonidae. The transcript has 8 exons. Bases 665 to 2770 code for a protein of 701 amino acids.